Molecule: messenger RNA, 1533 nt
Organism: Phaeoacremonium minimum UCRPA7
Lineage: Eukaryota; Fungi; Ascomycota; Sordariomycetes; Togniniales; Togniniaceae
Product: putative allantoate permease protein
Exons: 7
Coding region: 1-1533 (510 amino acids)
Biological process (GO): transmembrane transport
Cellular component (GO): membrane
Molecular function (GO): transmembrane transporter activity
Source: RefSeq, a predicted model, not a curated record
AUGACGAAGGAGAGUAAAACCAGCUUGGAGGUUGCUCCCCAACCUCCUACACUUGAGACGGGCUCUGUCCAUGGUCCCGACAACAAAGAGCUCAACCGUGUUGCCGAUGAAGCCGCCCAUUACCUCCACGAUCAUGAGCAAGAAUGGGCCAAUUAUGAUCCUUCUGAGGCUGCGUAUGUACUCCGAAAGAUCGACUGGCGGCUGAUGCCCUUGCUGGUUGGCACUAUUACAAUUGCGGCUGUCGAUAAAAUUGUCAUCUCCAACGCUGCGUUGUACGGGAUGACAAAGGACACCCAUCUCAAGGGCCAAGAAUAUAGUUGGGUUGGCUCGAUCUUCUAUUUCGGUUGGCUUGUUGCAGAGUAUCCGAUGAAUGUAGUCUUGCAGAAACUACCUGUUGGCAAAUCUCUGAGUGCUGCUGUACUCAUCUGGGGCGCAAUGGUCAUGUGCUUAGCUGCAGCCAAGAACGCUCCUGGGUUGAUGGUUAUGAGAUUUAUUCUUGGUGCUCUAGAAGCCAUCGAGUUUCCGGCGGUCACGGUGCUGAAUACCAUGUGGUAUAAGAAAUCAGAACAGCCCAUUCGCAUGGCUUUGACCUUCACGGCUUUUUCAUCACUAGUCACAGGUGUAUUGUCGUAUGGUAUCGGGCGUACUCAUACAGCAAUUGCCUCUUGGAGACUAUUAUUCCUGGUUUUGGGUGCGAUUACUAUCGUUUGGGGCGCGAUACUCCUUCUGUUUUUACCGGACUCUCCUUUAAAGGAAAGCUUUUUGAAGGGCAAGGAAAAGUACAUAGCCUUGGACCGUGUCAAGGAUAACAUGACUGGUAUUGAGAACAAGCAUCUCAAAUGGUAUCAAGUGCGGGAGGCCUUCACUGACUAUAAGACUUACCUUUUGUUCUUUUUCUUUUUCUGCAUGAACGUGCCUACGGGCGGUUUGGUUACCUUUGCUGCCCAGAUUGUAUCAGGGUUGGGAUACUCGCCACUUAACACGGUUCUGUUGGGAAUGCCCACCGGGAUGAUCCAAAGUCUGGCUGGCUUCAUGGUGGCUAUUCCUCAGCGAUGGCUGAAGAACAAGCGCUGUAUAUCAUGCGCAAUAUGCUGUCUGGUCCCUCUCGCAUGCUCCAUUCUCAUCAGAAAAUUGCCCUCGGAAAACAAAGUUGGACGGUUACUAUCAUAUUAUUUCUUCUACUUUUUCUGGGGACCCUACGCGACAGCUCUGUCACUACCUAUGGCAAAUGUCUCCGGUCACAGCAAGAAGACGACAAUCAACGCUACCGUAUUUCUAGCUUAUUGUAUUGCCAAUAUUGUUGGGCCUCAAGUCUUCAUCUCAACGGAGGCACCUGCUUACACCACGGGAUAUAAUUCCAUCCUCGGCUUCGAGGUUGCCGCUAUUCUUUGUAUGCUUGGAUAUAUGGUUGGAUGUAUCAUCGAAAAUCGAAUUAGAGACAAGAGGGAAGGAACUAAUGUCGAAGUGACCAUGGACGAGCAGCUUGAGGAUUUGACGGACUAUGAGAAGAGAGGAUUCCGUUAUGUCUAUUAA